UCAGAGAAUCAAAAUCCUCCAGUUCCCGUCAUCAACUCCGGAGUCAAUGUGCUUAUCAUCGUCGUCGUCGUCGUCGUCAUCGAUAUUUUCAGUUUGAGGUCGUAUUGUUACAGUGUAUGUCUUCAAUAAAAACAAAGAAAUAAGUCACCAUCAGUUGCGAGUAACAGAGAGAGAGAGAGAGAGAGAGAGAGAGAGAAUUUGGAGGCCGAAGAUGCGAGGAGAAUGUGGAGGGAAAUUGGAGGCAGAGAAGCGGGGAAGAUCCGCCCAAAUUCUUUCGUUAAUCGCAUUAAAUCCGAUCGAAUUUCCUCUCUUCAGCUCUCCAAUCACAAAGAAAUCGUUUCUCCUCACAGAGGCUCCGUUAAUUCCCUUCAGGUUGAUUUAACAGAGGGACGUUAUCUGUUGUCCGGUGCAUCUGAUUCAUCAGCUGCUGUUUAUGAUGUUCAACGGGCCACAGAUUAUGAAGGCGGUGGCCUUAUUGCGAAGCACAAGUGCAUAUUCAGUGUCGACAAGCAGCAUGAACAUGGACAUAAGUAUGCAGUCUCCUCGGCCAUAUGGUAUCCUAUUGACACUGGGUUGUUUAUCACAGGUUCAUAUGAUCAUUACAUUAAAGUCUGGGAUACUAAUACCACACAGGUGGUUAUGAAUUUCAAAAUGCCUGGAAAAGUUCACAGGACGGCCAUGUCUCCAUUGGCAACAUCUCACAUGCUAAUUGCUGCUGGAACUGAAGAUGUUCAAGUGCGCCUUUGUGAUAUUCAUUCAGGGGCAUUUUCUCACACACUGUCUGGUCACCGUGAUGGCAUUAUGACUGUGGAAUGGUCUACUUCCAGUGAGUGGGUCUUGAUAACGGGGGGAUGUGAUGGUGCAAUACGUUUUUGGGACAUUAGACGUGCUGGAUGUUUUCUUCUUCUGGAUCAGUCCCGGUCUCAGCUUGGGAGACGGCCACCUCUUCUAGAUCACUCAGUCCAAAACAAGGUUUCAGUAUUAAAGGCCGUGUCAGCAAGUCAAAAUUUGCAUGCGAAACCUAAACCGCCACAUAGGAAAUCUGCAAAUGGGCAUGCUGUGAAAGAAUCAUAUAUUGGUCGAAUUCCUGCCAAGGGAUCUACUCGGCAGAGAUUACAUCCUGGAAUGUUGUCUACUCUGGAUAGAGCAACUGCUCAUUAUGGUGCUGUUACUGGUCUUAAAAUAACUGAUGACGGGAUGUAUCUACUAAGUGCAGGGUCAGAUUCAAGAAUUAGAUUGUGGGAUGUUGAAUCUGGUUGCAACACACUUGUCAACUUUGAAACUGCACGUCUACAAACUAGCAAAGCAAUUCAGUUAGCUACUAAUCAUAAUUCAGCGCUUGCUUUUGUCCCGUGCAUGACAACUGUGAAAGCAUUUGACAUUUGGUCAGGAAAAACAUCUCUGACACUUCGUGGCCACUAUGAAUCUGUGAACUGUUGCUGGUUUAAUUCACAGGAUCAGGAACUGUAUACGGGUGGCAAUGAUCGGAAAAUUCUUGCCUGGUCACCUGCUAGACUGAUUUCCAAGGAUAUGGUAUACACGAUGUUCCCAGCCAAGAUCAGGAUGAUUGGAGCGAUUGACACACAUGUCUGCAUCCAUUUGUUCAGGAGAUUUUAAGCGCCAAGUUGAUUUCUGUUUUAUGUGUUUGUAUAAAGCAAGCUUGCAAUUUUAGUAUCUUUUUCCCUAGAUAUGCUCCUGGUGUUGAUUACAGGAGCCGAAGGUUUUGUUUUCCCUAAGGGAAAUACUGUUGUAUUACCAUUUUCAUAAUGUAUGGAGAAAUUGACUACUAGUUUUUCUGGACUUA
Carica papaya (papaya) is the source of this 1804-nucleotide messenger RNA. It is a transcript of the gene ATCSA-1, whose product is annotated as Transducin/WD40 repeat-like superfamily protein. Lineage: Eukaryota; Viridiplantae; Streptophyta; Magnoliopsida; Brassicales; Caricaceae. The record is from RefSeq and is a predicted model, not a curated record. Gene Ontology annotation, biological process: transcription-coupled nucleotide-excision repair; protein polyubiquitination; proteasome-mediated ubiquitin-dependent protein catabolic process. Gene Ontology annotation, cellular component: nucleotide-excision repair complex; Cul4A-RING E3 ubiquitin ligase complex. Gene Ontology annotation, molecular function: protein binding.